This is a messenger RNA of Thlaspi arvense, 975 nucleotides long. The record is from the annotation of a GenBank genome assembly. NCBI's taxonomy places the organism in Eukaryota, Viridiplantae, Streptophyta, Magnoliopsida, Brassicales, Brassicaceae.
AUGGAUUUCCAGAAUGUUUCGGCUUUAGCCAGCUUCGAUUACUGGUUUAACUGGAGAGUGUUUCUCUGUGCGGUAUGGGUUUUGAGUCCCAUGAUUGUUGCUUUGUUCGUCAUAUGGAAGUACGAAGAUGGUUCAGUGCAAACUCAGCGACGAAAUGGUAAUGCCACUGGUGGUGGUGAUAGUGAACACGACGAUGACCUAUGCAUUGACGAUGUUUGGAGACCGUGCUUCAAACAAAUCCACCCGGGUUGGUUACUGGGUUUCCGGGUCAUCGCCUUCUGCUUUCUUCUGGCGAGCAACAUUGUCCGGCUUGCGUUUCGUGGAUGGCGUAUAUACUACUAUUACACUCAGUGGACAUUCACGUUGAUAGCAAUCUACUUUGGGAUGGGAUCGUUGCUUUCAGUUUAUGGGUGUUUUCAACACAAGAAGCAACGGAGCACGAGAGUAACGGCUGAUCAAGUAGGUAAUGAUGCAGAGAACGGAUAUCGCGUGCCCCUUAUCAAUGGGGAGAACAUGGUUUCGCUCGAGAAGAGAAAAACUUUGGACUCAAAGGCACUACGGUCCUGUGUCCAUCUUUUCCAGAUUAUAUUUCAGAUGAGUGCUGGAGCAGCUGUGCUUACAGAUAGUAUAUAUUGGACCGUGAUUUUCCCGUUUCUGUCUUUACAAGACUAUGAGAUGAGUUUCAUGACUGUGAAUUUGCAUACGAGCAACCUCGUUUUGCUGCUUUGUGACACAACUCUUAACCGUCUGAGAUUUCCGUUGUUCAGGUUCUCUUACUUCAUCUUGUGGACCGGAAGUUUCGUUAUUUUCCAAUGGACUCUCCAUGUCUUCGUCUCCGUAGGGUGGCCAUAUCCAUUUCUUGACCUGUCAAUUUCAAUGGCUCCGGUGUGGUACUUGUUGGUAGCACUCCUGCAUCUUCCUUCUUAUGGCUUCUAUGCAUUAUUUGUCAGAAUCAAACAAAAACUCACCACCUGA